Molecule: messenger RNA, 3057 nt
Organism: Aspergillus clavatus NRRL 1
Lineage: Eukaryota; Fungi; Ascomycota; Eurotiomycetes; Eurotiales; Aspergillaceae
Exons: 4
Coding region: 1-3057 (1018 amino acids)
Source: RefSeq, a predicted model, not a curated record
AUGCCCGUGGGCUGGCCUUCUCCGCCUGCUGCUGGCACCUUAACUUCUUCCCCCAGUGUCUAUCAUCCCGGACAACGUCACCACCACCGAGACAACGGAAGUAGUGCCAGUACAGCUUCUAGGAGCAGUUGGCCAAGCCCUCCUCCCUCCGCUUCUUCGGUGAUCUCCUCUGCUGCCAUCCCUGCCGCUGUUUUGGCCUCUCCGGUACACAGAAAGCCUGUGCCGCAACAGCAUGCUUCUUCCCCUGUGAACUCCUCCCGCCUAUCUGGGGCUGUCUUGUCCUUUCCCGUCCCUCCUAUUGACCCGUCCUCUACUACGGUCCCGACUACUCAUAUAGCUGCUGCGUCCGGUGCUUCUUCGUCUGCUGCGGCCAAGACGGCUGUGGAUCCUUCCCUGCAGCUCGACAGAGCUGUAUCCUCUUCCCCCGUGGUGGUCAAAACCAAUAUACCCACUUCUCAUUCUUCUUCAUACUCUAUUGCUUCUGCUGCUUCCUCUGUGUAUGAGGAGGACGCUUCCUUAUUCGUACCAAAAGAUCUAGAUAGAUCUCCUCGAGGUGGUCCCUCCGCUCCCCCUCUUCGGAUAGAUACCUCCGCAUCCUACUGGCACGGGGAGGACGACGAGGAGGUCACUUAUCCCACGCAAUUUUCGAAUGGAACCCCUGUGCAUAGCCGUCUCGUCAGCGAACCGUUCAUCCCCAUCCUCAGCUCCCCUGUGGGCCACAGGCGCGCCCAAACCAUGGCGUUGCACCCGGCUUCCAACCGCCCACCCUCUCUGCGCCUCGACUCCGGCGAACGGGCAUCGUCGGCCGGGUCGCUGGAUCUCAAGCAGCCCAAGACCCCCGGAAACAAAAUCAGUUCCUUCUUUGGCUGGAAAGCAACCACCACCUCUCCCGGCGCGGAGUCCUCGAGCACUGAGAUCUCCGACUCGGGUCGUUCGCCGCUCCCAUCCCCCAUGCCGCCCUCUGUACCCACCUCCCACUUCUCUAUCACCCCGGCCACCACCGUGCCGUUUGAUCCCACCCGAUUACCGGUGCGAAACCCAUCCGUGAGCAGUGCCAGUGUCUUCGAUGCCGGAACCGCCUCCAAGCUGGCGGAAUUAGAAAAUGAGUUGCGAGAAAUCAGCUCCGAGCUGGCAGGCUCCAUCCGCCGGGAGAUGGAGUUGGAGGAUCUGGUGGAGCGACUGCAAUCUGAGAUGCCCACGGACGCGGCCAAUCGGCGCACCAGUGACUAUUUUUCGGACUCCGGAGCCUCCAUUCGAUACAUUUACGACGCGAAUGGGAAGAUUGACGAUCUGGAAAAGUAUAAGCGAUCUGCUGAGCAGGAACGCGCACAGCUCAAGAUUGAGCUGUCGCAAAAGUGGCAGGAAGAAAGAGCCCGGAGAGCGGCAACGGAGUCGCACGUUCAGAUUCUAGAAUCGCAAGUCCAUCAACUCCGACGAGAAAGAGUAGAAUCCUCUGAUUUAUCCUCCAAAGCUCGGGAGCUGGAGUUGGUUCUGGAUGAUACCCGCCGGAAACUGGCGGAGGAAAGGCAAAUCAAAGAUAACUUUGAAGAUCUCCUGACCGCGAUGAGAGUGGAGUUGGAGCAGCUGCGGAACGAGCGCGAUCAUCUUCGCGACAAUGUAAUACCUCAGUUGCAACAGCAGCAACAGCAGCCACCGCCGCCGCCACAAAGCGCACCUGCGCCUGACUCAUCCGAGAUCGAGCGAUUAUUAGGCGAGAUCGAAGCGUUAAAGAUCGAGAAUGCUUCGCUAGCUCAAUUGCAAGGAAGCAGAUUCGCUUCGAUCGCCGAGGAGGAUGGAAUGCCCCCUCGGCGGAUCUCGGGACUGGGUCUCUCGCGGUCAAACUCGCUAGCGCGGAUGCACUCGAAACCUAACGGACCGAGCGGAUUGUCCCGAUCUAAUUCCCUCUCGCGGUCGAACUCCGUGUCCACAAAGGACCGUGAGAACCGCGAAACGUUGGCGGAUCGUAUGGAGGACGUCGAGGCGCAGCGGGACGCGCUGCACCAGGCUUUGCGGUACAUGCUCCUGCGCCAGGAACAGCAGGCCCGUGAGUACGAAAAGCGAACGAGGGUGCUAGAAAUGGAGCUAGCUCGUGCGCAGGAAGCGGGCUCCCCGCGCAAGCUGGGGUACGAGCGAGAGGUGCGCAACCUCCGGGAAGAGGUAAACCAUCUGCGCCAGCGUGCGGAAGACGCCCUGGACCAGAAGUGGCAGUGUGAGAAGGGACUCGCGGGAUUGAAGAUGGACCUGGACCGUGCCGAGCAGGAGACCACAUCCCUGCGAGUGUUGCUCCAAGAGCACGACAUCAGUGUCCCUGACGGCGUUGAGAUCGAUCGUGACGGGUUCGCCGAGGUCAUCGCCACCUCCUCCUCUCUGGAGACGGCGUUCAAGCAACUCCAGGCCGACCGGGAACAUGCCUCGCACUCGCCGCUGGUGGAGAGCAAUGAGUUCGCCGCGUCCGUCAGCCGCACCGACGCGCUGGGCAGCGACGUGCAGGAGCAGCUGCAACGAAACAGCUCGCUGCGCAGCCGGCUGGCCGAGGCGAUCGGCAAGGGCGAGAUGGAGCAGCAGCUCUCGGCGACACGCAUCAACGAGCUGCAGGGGCGGCUCAAGGAUCUGGAAGACACGCUGUUGAUGGCGCAGCAGCAUUCCGAGGACGAGAUGGCGCGGCACGAAGAGGAAAUCCGCAACCUCGAGGUCAGCCACAACGCGCAGUUGAUGCGCAUGCGGAAUGGAUCCCGCAGCCCAGCGGCUCUGUCGCCUAAACCGCCCAGCACACCGUUCGGCGCGCGCUCACCGCGCCUCGACAAGACGACGAGCGGCGAGGGCAUGCCCCUCACCGAGGCGAUCCAGUCGGAGACUCUCGAGAAGCGGGUGAAGGAGCUGGAGAAGCUCCUCCGGGAUGCGGACACGGAGAUGGAGGAGGUGGUCAGUCGGAUGAACCGGGCUCAGAUCGAGGUGGCCGAGCUGCAAUCUGACCGAGACGAAGCGCUGCGCCAGACUCGGAGACUCCAGGCAGAGAUCCAAGCCGAGCGGGAAGCAUUCAAGGCCUUGAUGGCUUAG